Molecule: messenger RNA, 3174 nt
Organism: Cariama cristata (Red-legged seriema)
Lineage: Eukaryota; Metazoa; Chordata; Aves; Cariamiformes; Cariamidae
Gene: ARID4A
Product: AT rich interactive domain 4A (RBP1-like)
Exons: 16
Biological process (GO): regulation of transcription by RNA polymerase II
Cellular component (GO): nucleus
Molecular function (GO): transcription cis-regulatory region binding
Source: RefSeq, a predicted model, not a curated record
AUGUGUUUUCUUGGCUUCAUACUAGUUUUUGAUGAUGGUGAUGAAAGGACCUUAAGACGAACUUCAUUAUGCUUGAAGGGAGAAAGGCACUUCGCAGAAAGUGAGACACUUGAUCAGCUGCCACUAACCAAUCCAGAGCACUUUGGAACUCCAGUUAUUGGGAAGAAGUCUAAUAGAGGAAGAAGAUCUUCUCUUCCUGUUACUGAAGAUGAAAAAGAAGAAGAAAGUAGUGAAGAAGAGGAUGAAGAUAAAAGGCGUCUCAAUGAUGAAUUGCUUGGGAAAGUUGUGAGUGUGUCUUGUAAUUCUGAGAAGGCAGACUGGUAUCCAGCUUUGGUUGUGUCUCCCAGCUGUAAUGAUGAUGUCACAGUGAAAAAGGACCAGUGUUUAGUUCGAUCCUUUGCAGAUUCCAAAUUUUACUCAGUAGCAAGAAAAGACAUUAAAGAACUAGAUGUUCAAAACUUACCAAAAUCUGAGUCUUCUCCUAAAAAAGGGCUACAGGAGGCAAGCACAUUUCUCAACACAAAGGGUGUUCCUCGGAACUGGAAAAUGGACAUAAGUGAAAUUCUGGAGUCCUCUAGCAGUGAUGAGGAAGAUGGAGCUGCUGCAGAAACUGAUGAGGAGGAAGAAAAAAGAGAAGAGAAAACCGAAGAAGUAGUGCCUGAGGAAGAGCUUGAUCCUGAAGAGAGGGACAGCUUCCUCCAACAGCUUUACAAGUUUAUGGAAGACAGAGGUACUCCUAUCAAUAAACCACCUGUUCUGGGCUACAAGGACCUUAAUCUCUUCAAGCUUUUUAGACUGGUAUAUCAGCAGGGUGGGUGUGACAAUAUUGAGAGUGGUGCCGUAUGGAAGCAAAUUUAUAUGGACCUUGGCAUUCCUAUUUUGAACUCAGCUGCUUCCUACAAUGUGAAAACUGCUUAUAGAAAAUAUCUUUAUGGUUUUGAAGAGUACUGCCGUUCUGCAAACAUUCAGUUUAGGACCAUCCAUCACAAUGAACCAAAAGUGGUAGAAGACAUACAGAAACACGUGGAACCAAUGGAGGAAAGUGUAAAAGAGGAACAAAAAAUGCCCCCAACAGAAGUUAAAAAAGAAGCAGAAGAAAAUUAUUCCAGCAGUGAAAGUGAAAAAGAAGAAAUAGAACUAAGAUCCCCAAGGGGACGAAGACGACUUGCGCGUGAUGCAACCCUUGCUAAAAAAGACAGUGAAGAGGAUAAAACACAAGAUAAAUUAAAAGACAGUAACAAAGAAAACAAAGAUAUAGAGGAAACACCGGAGAAUGCAGAAAAGAAAGAAAAUGAAACUCCACCAGGGAGAAAAAGUACACCAAAGCAAAAAGAGAAAAAAAUUAAAAAACAGGAGGAUUCUGAUAAAGAGUCAGAUGAAGAGGAAGAGAGGCAGAGGGAGAGAGAGGAAAUUGAGAACAAAGGAGAAUCAGAAGGUGAAGAAGAUGAGGAGGAUGCAGAACCCUGUCUGACUGGAACCAAAGUGAAAGUAAAAUAUGGACGUGGAAAAACUCAAAAAAUUUAUGAAGCCAGUAUUAAAAGCACAGAAAUUGAUGAUGGAGAAGUUUUGUAUUUAGUUCAUUACUAUGGUUGGAAUGUAAGAUAUGAUGAAUGGGUGAAAGCUGAUCGGAUUAUCUGGCCUGUGGACAAAGGAGGACCAAAGAGAAAACAGAAGAAAAAAACAAAAAAUAAAGAAGACGGUGAAAAGGAUGAGAAGAAAGAUGAGGAGAAACAAAAAUCAAAGCGUGGGCGACCCCCUCUGAAAUCUACUCUUCCAUCAAACACGUCUUGCAGUUUAUCCAAAACGCCAAAUAGCGAAGGUAAAUCAGGAGCCAGAAGUGCACGGAACAACUUGUCAGAUUCCUCACCAUUACCAAAUGGAACAGAAGACUCUGGCUCAUCUGACAGUGAAGCAGAUGAGUCAUCUGAAAAGAAUUUGAAUGAAGAAUUUUCUCCAGAAACUUCAGAACUGGAAAAAAGCGAAAAACUACGUGAUGAGAAGCUAGAUGAAGAAAACCCAAAGAUUCCUCAUGCAUUGAAAGAAAAUGACAGGACUCAAGUACAGCCGCUAGAAACACUGAAACUGGAAGUUGAAGAAAGUGAACAAAUUGUUCAGAUUUUUGGAAAUAAAACAGAACAAAUAGAAGAAAUAAAAAGAGAGGCUGAAAAAUCACCUAAAGGAAAAGGGAGAAGGAGCAAGACAAAAGAUUCCUCUUUAGAGAAUGCAAAGUUUUCACCUGGAAGCCAAGAAGAGGUGGCAAAUGAAUCUCUUGCAGAACCUGAAAGAUUAGACAUGUCUUCCUUGGACUGUAAAGAAGUUUCCAGCACUACUGAAAGUGAAACAGAACCUUCUACUAAAGAUAAGAAGCUUUUGAAAAGGAAAACUUUGGAACAGGCAUCGCCUGAGAAGAGAAAUCGACGAGAGAGUGAGAUGGAAGUGCCAAAUAUUGUAUCUGAAGAGAGGACCAAUGGAUGUACUGGAGCAGAAGAAUGUAGAAGGCUGAAUGCUGAAGAGUCCCUCAGAACUGAAAAUGAGGAAAUGCCAUCCCUGGUGGCAGAAUCAGUUCAACAUGGUCAAGAGCUGAGGAAUGAGAAGUUUGAACGUCCAUCUGAAGAAAAUGAGAAUGUUCCCUUAAAAGAUGAGGAUGAUGCAAUGCCACAGAUUGGUCCUGAAACUUUGCUGUGCCAUGAAGUAGACUUGGAUGACUUGGAUGAAAAGGAGAAGAGCAGUAGUGAAGACACAAUAUCAGAAAAACCAGACCCUAAUGCUUCAAAUUCACAUCCAUCUGCCUUACCCCCAGCUGUCCAGUCGAGCUUUUCAGCGGCCUCGCCUCUUACCCUUAGUCAGGACGAAUCACGCAGUAUCAAGAGCGAAAGCGAUAUGACUAUUGAAGUCGACAGUGUGGCAGAAGAGUCUCAAGAAGGGCUCUGUGAAAGCGAGUCUGCCAAUGGAUUUGAAGCCAGUACUACAUCAAGCAAUUGUAGUAUAGCCGUGCAAGAAAGAGAGAUUGGAGAUAAAGGUCAAAAAAGACCCAGUGAUAGCAAUAGCGGAACACUGGCAAAAAAACAAAAGCGUACUCCAAAGCGUACAAGUGCUGCAGCCAAAAAUGAAAAGAAUGGAACAGGUACAUUCCUGGAGGGGGAGAGGGGGAAGGUUUUGCUGUCCUAUAAACAU